Protopolystoma xenopodis is the source of this 300-nucleotide messenger RNA. NCBI's taxonomy places the organism in Eukaryota, Metazoa, Platyhelminthes, Monogenea, Polystomatidea, Polystomatidae. The record is from the annotation of a GenBank genome assembly.
AUGGGCUUAUCUGACUCGGGCCUUCAAUCCGGAUCCUUUCAUUGCCUCGUAGAUCCGUUCCUUAUCUUUCUGGUUGACCAAUUUCACUCAGUUCCAGUCCCAGUUUGCAUUUCACUCCAGGCGCGAUUUCUCAAAGCCCUAGAAGCACGUACACUGCCGCCUCACCGAGCAGAGUGCCUUAGAUCUGAUUGCCAUGCUUGCAGAUAUCAGGCCUUCCCUUUACGGGUCCUCUCCUUGAUUAAACCCAUGUUAUCUGAGCAAACUUUAAACGCCUUUCUCUGGUCGCAUGCGGCAGCUUGA